Molecule: messenger RNA, 1587 nt
Organism: Knipowitschia caucasica
Lineage: Eukaryota; Metazoa; Chordata; Actinopteri; Gobiiformes; Gobiidae
Source: the annotation of a GenBank genome assembly
AUGCGGCUCAGGACUCCAGAACCGUACCUGAUCAAAGGGAGUGACCCGGACUUGUCUAUAGUCAUGGAGAACGCAACACUGUCUUGGAUCAGACCUGAAGAACCGACAGAACCCAGCCAAGAGAUCGCAAAGCCCAUUUUAAAUAACAUCUCUUUCACUUUACCAAAGAUUGGAGAGAGAGGCCUGAACUUGUCGGGAGGGCAGAAGCAGAGGAUCAGUUUGGCCAGAGCCGUGUAUUCCAACAGAGACAUAGUUCUUCUGGACGACCCUCUCUCAGCGGUGGACGCUCAUGUGGGGAAACACAUCUUUGAACAAUGCAUCAAGAAGGAGCUGCGUGGAAAGUCUGUCGUUUUGAUCACUCACCAGCUCCAGUACCUGGAGUUUUGUGACAGCGUUUUGCUGCUGGAGGACGGAGCGAUUGUUGAAAGUGGACAUCACCAGGAGCUGAUGGGACUGAACCAGCGCUACACUCAGCUCAUCAGCAACUAUCAGACACAACAGUCCAAGACUCAGCGAGGAAACAUGGAGCAGUCCAAACACAGACUGCAGGAGGAGGCCGAACAAGAUGGCGGCGCAUGGAGCGGAACAGACCAAUCAGGUGAGCAGCUCAUAGAAGAAGAAUCCUCGACUGAUGACGCCCUGAAAUGGAGAGUGUACGAUCGUUACAUGAAAACCGCUGGAGGAUGGUUUGCUCUGCUUUGUGUCCUGUUUCUCCUGAUCCUGGUCAUGGGAAGUUCCACCUUCUGCAGCUGGUGGUUCAGUCACUGGAUUUCUCGCGGAAAAAUUCGGCAACUGAAGCAAAUUGAGAACAAAAGCCGAUCGCCGUGUAUCUCACUGACCACUUCCUCUCUGCAAGGCCUGAGCACGAUCCAUGCCUACAAUGUGACAGACAGCCACAUCCAACUUAAUGAGCUGAUCCCACUGCCUUUGAAAGGACUGGCCAUUGCUUACAGUGUGCAGGAUGAUACAUCUGAGUCGCCCAAACACUCUCAGAAUAUCACAGUUCCCCCAAACUGGCCGAUGGAUGGGGCCAUUACAUUCCAGAACUACAAGAUGAGAUACAGAGACAAGACACCGAUCGUUCUAGACGGGUUGAACAUGUCCAUUAAAGGCGGAGAAAAGCUCGGAAUUGUGGGAAGAACGGGCUCAGGAAAGUCCUCUCUGGGAGUGGCUCUGUUCCGCCUGGUGGAGCCCACAGAGGGGUCCAUUCUGAUCGACGGAGUGGACAUAACAGCCAUAGGUCUGCAUGAUCUGCGCUCCAAACUGUCCGUCAUCCCCCAAGACCCAGUUCUGUUCAUCGGCACUGUCAGAUAUAACUUGGACCCCUUUGACAAACACAGUGAUGAUGAAGUCUGGGCAGCUCUGGAGAAGACCUGCAUGAAAAACGUUAACACAAUCAAAGAGGCCUUCCAGGACUGCACCGUGUUGACCAUCGCACACCGCAUCAACACCAUUCUGACCUCGGACCGUAUCCUGGUCAUGGACCAGGGACAGGUGGCAGAACUGGACAGACCAGACGUGUUACAGCAGAGACCAGACUCCAUCUUCUCUUCUCUGGUGGAGGCGGCCAACGCUUCAAGUCACUGA